Messenger RNA from Juglans microcarpa x Juglans regia, 774 nucleotides. RefSeq lists its product as uncharacterized. NCBI's taxonomy places the organism in Eukaryota, Viridiplantae, Streptophyta, Magnoliopsida, Fagales, Juglandaceae. The transcript is spliced from 2 exons. The record is from RefSeq and is a predicted model, not a curated record. Gene Ontology annotation, molecular function: nucleic acid binding; zinc ion binding. The coding region runs from base 1 to 774 and encodes 257 amino acids.
AUGGCUACUCGACGUCAUGUUCAAAAUCUUGGGGGCUUGAAUGCAGGAAAUGAAGAGGACAGAUGCACCAUAGAGCAAGUCAAUCAGAUGCACCCUCCCACUUUUGAUGGUCGUGGUGACCCGACCUUAGCUGAGGAUUGGAUCCAAGACAUUGAGGAGAGAACCAUCAAGGAAGCUGAUGGGAGGGGAGUGGUUAGUUGGCCCCACUUCAAGCAGAUUUUCUUUGACCGUUUCUUCCCAAAAUCGAUUAGGGAUGCUAGGGCCAAGGACUUUGCCGACUUAGUGCAGGGUACUAUGACGGUGCACCAGUAUGCGGCCAGAUAUAUUGAACUAUCACGCUUUGCCUUUUAUCUGAUACCCGAUGAGGAGAAGAAGACCCGAAAAUUUGAGGAGGGACUAAAUAACCAGAUUUAUGAGCGAGUGGUGGUCCUUCAGAUCCAUAACUUCUCAGAAUUAGUAGAUAAGGCCACAAUAGUCAAGCGAGGCCUCAAGAGAAGUGUUGAACUUCAGGAGCAGAGGAAGGGAUCGACUCCAUUGGGAUUUCCCUCGAACGAGAAUCAAGGACCAUGGAAGAGGAUGAAGUUAGUGACCAACCCAGGCCAGAGACAGGUGCAGGACAAUCAACGGAAUAACUCCUGUAAGUCAUGCAACGUAGUAUACUUUGGGGAUUGCAGAAGGAGAACUAGACAGUGUUUUCGAUGUAGGAAGCAUAGCCACCUUGUCAGAGAUUGCCCAAAGCAACCAGAUGGGAGCAUGAACCCCAACCCGCCUUAA